AUGUAUUCCGAUCUCUUUGACGCUCUAGGCGGUGGCGGUGCAGCCAGCAAUAGCUCUUCUUCCAAUGCUAAUCGCGAAGAGGUCAAACCUUUGUUGAGUUUCAAGGCUGGCAAGGUCAACCUUUCGCUACAAGAAAACGGGAAGUAUUGGGCCGCUCCUGAUACUCGCCGUGGCCAAGUGAAUCUAAAGUACAACGAUGAAGAUCAACUCACUUGGGAAUGGUAUGAUAGACGGGAAAAGAAAGUACAGGAUACCAUCAUUAUUACAGACCCUGUCACGUUGGAGAGAACCGAUGUUCCCAAAUCUACCGAUGCUGAUACCAACGAUCGAGUUUACUACUGGAAGCUUGAUAAUGUCUGGAGAAUGAUUUGGUUGCAGGACAAGGAAGAAGACAAAGAAUUGAUUGAAAAGGUCAAUGCCAUCUUGAAAAAACCAAAGAAGCCUGCUGAAGCUGCGGAUGCCGCUCCAGGAAAUGGACCCGUGUCAGCCCGUUCUCCUGGAAAUGCUAGUACUUCCAGUGCUUCCACAACCACAAGACAAGUAGAUGCCUUGUCCAAUAUAUUGGAAAACCUUGGUACGCCCUCUGGUGGUGCUGCGGCCACCGCUUCAGCCCCAGCUCCAGCCGCCGCUGCUGCUUCUGCCGCAGCUGGAGGAGGCACCCUGACCCUUGCUGAUCUGCAAGGAGUCAUGGCCGGUCUGCAAACGCAACCACAAGCGUCUCCCGCUGGAUUGCAGGAUGUCGUUUCUUCUGAUGCCAUUAAUAGCUUGCUAGAAAAUGAGGAUGUCCGCAACCGAUUGAUUCAAGAGCUGCCAGAAGAACAGAGAACUGCCGAACAUUUGGAAGAGAACCUCAGAAGUCCUCAAGUCCAACAAACAUUGCGAAGUUUGACGGCAGCUUUGAUGCCAGACGAUAAUGGAAACAUGGAUGGAUACCACAGUGUUCUUGCCAACUUUCAACUAGAUGCCGCUGAUGGCCAACAAGCCUUGACGCAGUCCAACAACCCAAUCCAAGCAUUUUUGGAUUGUGUCCUCGCUAGUGUAGAAAAGGAGAAGAAGGAUGACUCGAAGGAUGAAGAAAUGAAGGAGUAA
This is a messenger RNA of Cylindrotheca closterium, 1089 nucleotides long. Lineage: Eukaryota; Bacillariophyta; Bacillariophyceae; Bacillariales; Bacillariaceae. The record is from the annotation of a GenBank genome assembly.